Molecule: messenger RNA, 5123 nt
Organism: Bolinopsis microptera
Lineage: Eukaryota; Metazoa; Ctenophora; Tentaculata; Lobata; Bolinopsidae
Product: protein diaphanous homolog 1-like
Exons: 29
Coding region: 1848-4670 (940 amino acids)
Biological process (GO): cell migration; regulation of cell shape; cortical actin cytoskeleton organization
Cellular component (GO): cytosol; actin filament
Molecular function (GO): actin filament binding
Source: RefSeq, a predicted model, not a curated record
AAAUACAUUCAGCCCAGAGCAAUGUAGUGAAAUCUUCCGAAAUUCGGACCUCCAAUCUUGGAACAUUCACAACACAUCCUUGGCGACCCGAACCUCUAAACCUCCAUCUCCAACCUCUCCAACACCAACCUCUCCAACACCAACCCUCUCCAACACCAACCCUCUCCAACACCGACCCUCUCCAACCUCUCCAACAAUGUCACUACCACGACCCAACUACCUCUCCAGAGGAGACUCUUUGAAGAGCAUCAACAAGACGAUGACGAUGACGACAGAGUACACUGAUGAUGACUACAGGAACAUGGUGAUUACACUAGAGGACAACAACAAGAAGGACAGCAAGUAUUGGAGCUUGAAGAGGAUGAAAAGUCAGAGUCUCAGCUUUAAGAGCCGGGAACGGACGACCACGUUGAACGCUGUUUCUCCACAGGUUCUUAGAGCUACAAUCGCUAGGAACAUGGAAUACGUCAGAAAGGUUGCAGAGGAGAUAAUACGAGAUGGUCUCAUCACACGAGACUUUGCAGAGCAGCAGAUAGUGGAACUGCAAAACCAAAUCACUAAAGACAACUCCCAGUCACAGAAACAAGGCGAUACAAGUCGGCUCUUCCUUAUGAACCUUUUCAAACAAGGUAAAUUGACAAUAAAACAACUCCCAACCUACGCCGAGAAGCUCCAACUAAUGGACAACAAUCCUACUGCCACUCAACCACAACCUCAAUCCCCACCUCAACAUCAACGCAAACCUCCCCCACCCCCGUCUGGCCAUGUGUCUGUCGUGUCGCAGGAGCUAAGCCGGGAACGUAGUUUCUCAAUGAAGUCAAUGAAACGAAUCCGUUCCAUGACAAAAAAGGGCAGGAAGGGUUCUGUAGACAAUAUAGUACCUGAUGUGCCCACCAUGGAAACAGAAGAAGAGGGAAGCAACCAAGCUACGUCACAGAGCAACCCCAUCUUCAAAGUGUACGAGCUCCAGAAGGAUGAUGGGCAACGCAAGAUGUUGCAGUUUGUGUUCAGUGCCAAUGUAGUUCAGUACAUUGUGAGGGGCAAGAAACCAAUUGAGAUACCUUUUGAAGAGAUCUCACAUCAUGACGUGAGUGAAGGUCAGAUAAUCAUCACAACAACCACAGAACAAACCUACCAACUGGGCCUCUCAGAUGUUUCAGAGCAGGAUAAAGUUCAGAAGUGUCUGUCCAGUAUUGGACACGAGGAUGACCUGUGUCUGGUGGAGGAGAAUGUACUGAUUGAGGGGUAUCUAGACAAGAAGGGACCACAUGCUCUGGGUGGAACUAAAAAGCGUUUCGUCAAAGUUACACAGGGGAAACUCAGUUACUAUAAAAUAGACUCCUCCAAAAGUUAUGAGGCUCCGCUGAAUACGAUAGUCCUAAAUCCAGAGCUCAACGAAAUUAAACGAUUUGGAAAUGAAGGAUUCACCAUAGUCCCUACGAAUAAUAAAGAUGAGAAGGAAUUCAGUUUCAUGAUACAAAAAGGAAAGCUAAAGGUGGAUGACAUUAUCGAGAGACGAGAGGAAUGGGUUGCGUCGAUCAAGCAAGCCUACGAGAUAGGAGUAUUUUCUUCCCCGUUACACCCCGCUGUUAACAGAGUUGGAAGCACUGCAAAACCGAUCGGAACUCAUCUGGUGAACCUAGCAAAGCAACAGCUGGAGUCAAUGUUGGAAGUGCUGAAAGAGUACGAGGCUGAAGAGGAGUGUGCUGCUCAGGCGAACAAGAUGUAUCAACUGCUGGACGACAUAGAGCGGAAGCUAGUGACUGCAGUUUCUGCUAACGUCUCCCUGCCUCCUCCCUCUCACUCUUACAGCCCAAAGCUUGCUAACAUUGUGUCCCCCUCUACAGAUGACAUCAGUAGUCAGUCUUCCACCAACUCCAACAGAGAAGAAUCCAUCUCCAGUAACUACGAGGAUGUGGAAUUUCAGCCGUGCACUCCAUCCUACGAGAAGACCCCCACUGCACCACUCCACAGAAAGUCCGGUAACAGGCAGGAGAUCCCCUCUGGUACAACAGGUCUCCGGACCCCCUCCUGACAGGAUACCUCCCCCUGUUCCUCCUCACGAAUCAGUUCCAUCAGACCCAGAGGAAGAGUGCCCGUACGAUGUUAUGGUUGGUAGUCAAGAAAAUGAGCCUAUCUACCAGGAUGAGGAACCUAUCUACGACUCUCCUAAGACAGGAGAAGACAAGACAACUGAAGAACCAGUCUAUGAAUAUCAGGAUCAGGAUCAGGAUCCUAUUUAUCAGGGUGAGGGUGAGGGUGAGGAUGAGGAUCCUAUCUAUGAUGCAAUUCCUGUUAAACCCUCUCCUGGAAGGAAGAUAUCCACUGAAGCUGACGGGUUCUUCUCGCCGAUCAGAACAAGAACCCAUGCUUACUCAAUGGUGCGCCCAAAACCUGUAGAGAAACCUAGCACAAUUCGCCAGAGAAAAGAAUCGUUUGAACUGGUGGAUAUCAAGCAAGCCAAACUGUCAACAGACCCGAACAAAAGUCCUGACAAACCUCCAAAAUACACACAAGUUAACAGAGAAGCUGCUUUGGAAGAAGAAGAUGACGAGAUUUACAAUGUUCCCUCUCUGGUCAAACCAGCUGAUGACGAUGAAGAAAUUUACUUCGCUCCUUCCCUCCAAAAUAGGGAACCUGCAAAGCCACCUCGUAGACCGGUACCCCAACUUCCCGGACCUCCCUCCCUCCCUCCUCCUACACGUCCUCCUCCGUCUCUUCCUUCUCCGUCUCUUCCUCCUAGAAGCGACCUAGUGGAGGAUCCAGAGUCCCAGUAUGUGGUGCAGGAUCCUCACGAGAACCUGGCCUUCAACGAUCAAGCUAAUUCUCCAGUAAUUGAAGAUCCAGUCAUCAAAGUACCCGUAUUAAAGCCAGAGCCGAUCCCUGAACCACCUCUACCCUCACCACCACCUAAAACACCCGACCUACCAUCACCUCCAGCUGACCUACCUGAGGAGCCUCUGUACGAGCAAACUGAGAAUUUACCACCUCCUGUUCAACCGGACCCCCCAGUUAUACCCGCUGAACCUGUUAAGCCAUCUCAUAUUCCGGUUAAAACUAUUAAAGAAGAGGAGAAAGAGAACCAGAAAUCAAAUGAACAAAAGGUGUCCGAUCUCAAAGAAGCUGAAGAUCAUGUCUACUCGGACUCGUACGGUGUCAUAGCGGAACCCCCCAAACCUAUAGAGCUACCCAAAGUUGAGCCUCCAAAACCAGUAACUCAAGUAGUUCCUAAACCCCCUGCUACUUUCACCCCACCUCCAGCGCCUGUCAGUGCCUCUCGGCCUCCUGGUGCCCCCAGACCCCCUGGUGCCCCCAGACCCCCUGGAGUUCCGAGACCUCCUUCAGCAUCCAUUGUCCAGAGAGGCAGUGCCAAAUACCAACCCCAAGUUAUCCCUAAAGUUAAAGUCCUGCCUCUCCAUUGGCAGAAAAUUCCUCCUAUAUCCUUCAAGAAAUCAGUGUGGGGAGAUCUUGUAGAUGUCUCACCAAUGAUCGAUGUUAUAUUACUGGAAGAAUACUUUGCCACAAAACAACACAAAGAGCUUGCUAAACCGAACAAAUCUCAGGAGAAACAGAACUAUCUAGACUCGAAACGUUCCCAAAAUAUUGGGAUCUUCCUUCACGGUACCUCAAUACAGCCGAGUUCGAUUGGGGAAUUGGUGGCCAGGAUUAAGAACGGUGAUAACAUGGACUCGAACGUCACCGCCCUUAAAAAAUUCGCGCCCACUAAUGAGGAUCACAAGGUGUUCAGCAAGAUUCCAGAAAGUUCUGUAGAUUCGCUGGACAAGGCAGAUAAACUGAUGUGGUUUAUGGUUAACACACCCUACUUUACCCAACGACUCAACAUAAUUGAAGUCACCGUCUCCAUUCCAGAUGAUAUUGAGGACAUCAAACGGAUGGUUGACAACAUUCUCGAAGUUUGUCGAGUUCUUCUUAACAGUAACUCAUUCCUGCGGUUUUUGGAAAAGAUCCUUGCCAUCGGGAACAUGAUGAACGCUGCCAUAAAAAAGACUUCGCCCGGUUUCAAGUUGAGCUCGACGCUGCCCAAGCUAUCGACCAUCAAGAGCCAGGAUAAGGCGGUAUCUCUGUUGGACUUUAUUGUACAACAGUGUGUUCUCCUGGAUGGUGAUUGUCUCAAGUUCGUAAAUGACUUGGAGAUUGUUCAUAGUGCUAGCCAGUCCUCUUCGAUAGUGGCGUUGACGGCGGAGGUGGACAUCAUGAAACAAGACAUGAACAAACUAUCAGGACGGGCUAACGAUAUUUCACAGAAAUGUCCCCCUGAUAAUCACGCGCACAAGGAGCUGGAGUUAUUCGUGGAUGACGUCCGCUCCUUCGUCAAAUUCUUCCAGCAAAACGUAUUCCUGCUGAACGAGCAGAGCUCCCAAAUGAAAUCAGACUACAGUAAAGUUCUAGAACGUUUUGGAGAGAGCCCCAACACGGACAGUGAGGAGUUCAUGAAGAUGUUAUCAGAGUUCCAGACGUCCUUAGUGGACAGUAUAAAGAGGUGUACUCAUCCUCUGCCACAAUGUAUAGCUCAUUUGAAGCCCAAACCUAAAGUUACCACACCCUCCGCCAAUAAACCUAAGAUGGUGCAGAUGGACCUAGCAAAUUCGCUCAAAAACAGUUCAAUGUUCAAGAGAAAUACUCAAAGCGAUCUCAAAAUACCGACUUGAUUAUCAUUACCAAGUUUUUAUCAGUAGAUAGAAUAAUAUUUUUAAGAAUUUUCAACGUUACCUGUCGUGAUUGUGCACCUUUUGAUUUGUCAGUUGGGGUGGGAUCAGUUAUCAAGCAGUGAAUUUGAAACGGUGUACUAUUGUGGGUUAUGUUAGGAGAGGCAACUACUGCUAGACUUUUUCACAAAAGCUAUUACGGGGAUUGUGGACAUUCAUUAUUGUUGUAAUACUUAGGUUUAACUUUCAAGUUUUUAGUAGAAUUCCAUUCAAUAUUUGGUAAUACAAUUUAGUAAGAUACAAUGCCACAAAUGUUUUUGGAAGAACUGGCGAGCUGUUUAGGUAUUGGAAAUCAUCGCCUUUUCGCUUUCCUAAAUUUAUAGGCGAGGCAUCUCAAAUUUGCUAUUGUGAAAGCAAGAUUGUUCAAUUUUAAUGCUCGAUAUACUUAUUGUUCAA